AUGCAGAAAGAGUAUAAUGGAAAGCCUAGUGUCACACAGAUCUUGGUGGCCUCUUCCAUUGGGUUGAUAAUUGCUGCAGCAAUGCAUUAUCGCCUAAAAAAGCUUCGAGAUGGGAGGAUCAUUCCGCGUUUGAGAUUAUCAAAGUCGGGCCAGACUCCAAAGCUUGAGAGAUUCUCUCAUUACGUCGCUAGACAAAUGGGGUUCAAAGAUAAAAGAAACUGUCCUAAUUUAUGUAAAUUGGCUUCUGAAUACAUAAGAAAAUCUGAUGGAUGUGAAGAUGAUAUCUAUGCUUUCUUUGAAAAUGAACAAAAUGCGGAUUCACUUUUUGUUAAGCUUGUGGAGGAGUUUGAGAGAUGUAUUCUUAGUUACUUUGCAUUCCAUUGGAGCCUUGGUGAUUUAUUGAUAAGUCAGGUCUUGAGCUCUGACACUGAGCCAAAAAAGAAGUUCAAACACAUAGUUAUGGCAGCAACUAGGGAUCAAAGGGUUGAAAGGGUAACAAAGAAUUUGAAGGUGGCUAGAGUUUUCAACACAUUAGUAGAAGAGAUGAGAGCAAUGGGACUCGUAUCGAAUGAUGACAAUCGAUGCACGGAGGUGAUGGCUCCGGUGGCUCACAGUGAUAGGAGUCCUGUCCUCCUUUUCAUGGGUGGUGGUAUGGGAGCUGGGAAGAGCACUGUUCUUAAAGACAUUCUCAAAGAACCUUUUUGGGUAGGAGCAGCUAACAAUGCUGUUAUCAUUGAGGCAGAUGCAUUCAAAGAAUCAGAUGUUAUCUAUAAGGCCCUUAGCUCACGAGGUCAUCAUAAUGACAUGAUUCGAAUGGCUGAAUUGGUACACCAAUCGUCAACGGAUGCGGCCUCAUCGCUUCUGGUAACGGCACUGAAUGAAGGAAGAGAUGUGAUUAUGGAUGGGACAUUCUCUUGGGUACCAUUUGUUGUGCAAACAAUAACAAUGGCCAGGAAUGUCCACCGUCGUCGUUACCGAAUGGGAGCUGGUUACAAAGUGCAUAAUGAUGGAACAACAACAGAGAGCUAUUGGGAAAGAAUUGAAAAUGAAGAACCUGAACAAAUUGGUGGCAAAAAGAGGAAACCAUAUAGGAUAGAGCUUGUUGGAGUAGUAUGUGAUGCUUACCUUGCUGUUAUUAGAGGCAUAAGGAGAGCUAUCAUGUGUAGAAGGGCAGUAAGAGUGAAGUCACAAUUGAAAUCACACAAGAGAUUUGCAGAUGCGUUUAUGACUUAUUGUCAACUAGUAGAUAAUGCAAGGCUAUACAGCACAAAUGCUUUGGAAGGCCCACCCAAAUUGAUAGGAUGGAAAGACAGAGACAAGACAUUGCUAGUUGAUCCGGAUGAAAUUGAUUGUUUGAAGAGAGUUGCUAGGUUGAAUGAAGAUGCUGAUUCUAUAUAUGAGCUUUACAAGCAUCCUAACCCAACAAGUGAAGCAGGAUCUAUAUGGAAAGACAUUGUGUUAUCUCCUUCAAGGUUGAACAUCCAGCAGGAGCUCAAGUUUUCAAUUCAAAAAGUUGAGAGAUUUUCACUCCAGAAUGCUCCCUUGACGUUGGAGCAGUGA
This is a messenger RNA of Lathyrus sativus (Indian pea), 1560 nucleotides long. The record is from the annotation of a GenBank genome assembly. Lineage: Eukaryota; Viridiplantae; Streptophyta; Magnoliopsida; Fabales; Fabaceae.